Molecule: messenger RNA, 2084 nt
Organism: Alosa sapidissima (American shad)
Lineage: Eukaryota; Metazoa; Chordata; Actinopteri; Clupeiformes; Clupeidae
Product: calnexin-like
Exons: 15
Coding region: 171-1772 (533 amino acids)
Biological process (GO): protein folding
Cellular component (GO): endoplasmic reticulum; endoplasmic reticulum membrane
Molecular function (GO): calcium ion binding
Source: RefSeq, a predicted model, not a curated record
UCAUCACAGAUACAGCAUGGUUUUAUAAUGAGCUUAUUAAUGCGCUGACUUUCUUAAAGCGCUGAGUUUCCCAAUGAAAUGAAAAAAGUUCCCUGAUCAAAGUCCACCUUUAAUAACCAGAAACUUCCGCACACCAGAGAUCUGCAUACAAUGCCACACGAGGACGAGGUAUGGCAAGUAGCCUCCAUUUGAUUCUUGCCUGCACCUGCGUUUGCCUUACCUCACCUAUGAGCGAGGGUCAGAAAGUUUACAGAAAUGUGCCCAUACCAGAAAAGGCCCAUUUUGCUGAAACUUUUGACUCUGCUCCACUGGACAGAAACUGGGUACUGUCCAAGGCAGGCAAAGUGAACAUGGAACUGAAGUAUGAUGGGAACUGGGCUCUGGAGGAGCCUGAUCAUCAGGUGUUGCCAGGAAACAGAGGACUGGUGUUGAAGAGUCCAGGUCGUCAUCAUGCCAUCGCUGCGUACCUGCGCUCCGUGUACCAGUUCAGGGACAAACCCCUCUGUUUGCAGUAUGAGGUGCACUUCCAGAAGGGUAUAGACUGCGGAGGAGCUUACAUCAAACUGCUCUCUGAUUAUGAUGGCCUCCGUUUAACCCAGUUUAAUGAUGCCACCCCGUAUACCAUCAUGUUUGGACCAGAUAAAUGCGGUAAAAGCUAUAAGGUCCACUUCAUCUUCCGUCAUCGUAACCCAGUAACGGGGGAGUAUGAGGAGAAGCAUGCACGGCAGCCUGACGUAGAUCUGAGCGAUUAUUUCAACGACCGCAACCCUCAUCUGUACACACUGCGCUUGUAUCCAGAUAACACCUAUGAAAUUCUCAUCGACCUCACGGUCAUCAGUAAAGGCAGUUUGCUGGAGGACAUGGACCCUCCGGUGAAUCCUCCCAAGGAAGUGUUGGACCCUGAGGAUACUGCCCCAGAGAGCUGGGAUGACAGACCUUACAUCCCAGACCCCACAGCCAUCAAACCCCAGGACUGGGACGAGGAAGCCCCAGAGUUCAUCCCUGACCCUGCGGUCCAGAGACCGGACGGCUGGCUGGAGGGGGAGCCGCCCUUUGUCCCUGACCCCGAGGCGCAGCCCCCAGAUGACUGGGCAGAGGAAAUGGAUGGGCAGUGGGAGGCUCCUCUGGUUCCUAACCCUUCAUGUGCUCAUGCUGUUGGCUGCGGUCCCUGGACCCCACCGAGGGUCCACAACCCUGCCUACAGAGGGAAGUGGAAGCCUCCUAAGAUUGACAACCCAAAUUAUCAGGGGGCCUGGCAGCCUCGCUCGAUCCCAAACCCCGGCUACUUCGAGGACCAGCACCCCUUCAGGAUGAGCCCCGUGGCAGCUGUUGGCCUGGAGCUGUGGUCUCUGACCGCAGGGAUUCUGUUCGACAACUUCCUGCUGUGUAGUGACCUCAACACAGCCAACCGUUGGACUCAGGACACUUGGGGGCAAAGGCAGACGCCUGGGCUGCUUGAACAGCUCAUUGUGGCCACAGUGAAGCGGCCAUGGCUCUGGGGGGUGUACGUCUUCACCGUGGGCCUCCCCAUCAUCCUGUUUAUCAGUUUCAUGUGGCCUGACAAGCGAUUUGGUCCCCCCAAUCAGGAUUAUUACUACAAAAAAUCAGACGAACCUCAGUCUGACAGCCCGCAGGAUCAUGAGGUCCCCCCUACCCUGAAAGACUAUGGAGUGACAAACAGAGUUGGCCCUAGAAAGAGAGAGACCAGAAGGGGCCAGAGAAAGUCAGAUUUGGAGCUCAAGUCACUGAUUUACUUUCAGGUUACAGAGUGAUGGUGACUUCCUGCCAUCUUCAAACAGCUCCUAAUGUUCUAACAAUAAGCCAUCUGGAUUUCUAAAAGGGGGAAAUUGAAUAGUUAUUGCAUCGGUCUUGCCAAUAUUACAUUUGUUUCUGUGUUGAUUUCCAAUGCCAGUGAUGAAAGGAAGUCAGAUGUGCAACCUGAAAGAGUAUGAGAUUUGUGAAUCAGAUAUACAACCUGAUGAAGAACCUGUCCGUUUGGACUGGUUAGACCACUGUGAAUGCUGUUCUGGGCAAGACUGAACCAAUAAAAUGUCUGUUUUUUGUGAUCCUGGUGUUUAAAAAUA